CAUGCUGCUGCCAGGUCCAGAGUGUGUCAUGGGUCCUGUACGGCCUCCCAUUGCUGCUGUCUCCAUCGCCACACUCUGCCAUGUGCCACUUUCAGGUCUCCUCACACUGCUGGUGGGGUUCCAUUUUGUCAUAGGGUGCUGGCAGAUUACGGGCCUCCCAUUGCUGCUGCCAGGCCCGUAAUCUGUCAUGGGCCCCUGUACCGCCUCCUCAUGCUGCUGCCAGGUCCAGAGUGUGUCAUGGGUCCCUGUACGGCCUCCAUUGCUGCUGUCUCCAUCGCACACACUCUGCCAUGUGCCACUUUCAGGUCUCCUCACAUGCUGGUGGGUUCCAUUUUGUCAUAGGGUGCUGUAUGGCCUCCCAUUGCUGCUGCCUCCACCGCCACACUGUGGCUCCACACUCUGGUUUUGGCCCCGUGACUUGCCCAAAUGAGUGAAGUGUGCGGGUGAUUCUAAGAUCGACGGCACUCAUCUGCAUGUCAUACUG
Staurois parvus is the source of this 484-nucleotide messenger RNA. Lineage: Eukaryota; Metazoa; Chordata; Amphibia; Anura; Ranidae. The record is from the annotation of a GenBank genome assembly.